Molecule: messenger RNA, 2728 nt
Organism: Nicrophorus vespilloides
Lineage: Eukaryota; Metazoa; Arthropoda; Insecta; Coleoptera; Silphidae
Exons: 3
Source: RefSeq, a predicted model, not a curated record
GUAAAUAAUGAUAUCGUCAAAAUUGUAAACGUCAAAAUUAACUGCGUUGCAUAAAUUUCGAGUAUAUCUUAAAUUAUUGUAUAAUAUGGGUAUUAUUUACGUUUAAUUGGGUUUGUGCGUAACUAUUAUAUGAUGUUGUGUUGCCUUAGAUUUCAGCGAGAGUUAUCACACGCGCAAGGAGAAGUUGUCCAAUCUGCAGGUGCCGAAUCUCGGCGAAGUCAGGCAAAGUUUAGGCAAUAAUCUAAGCAAUGUCUUCUUCGCCGCUUGCCCGGAUUCGCUCAAAGAGGACAUGGCCAUCGCCAACAAACUGCAAGGUCCUGGCGAUAACCUUUGGUCUUCACCGAGCGACCUCCUCAUCAAUAAACUCGUGCUGAAGCCGCCGUUGACAAACAAGCACAUCAAGGCGUUGACGCACGAAGGCAUCCUGGAGAUUGGUUACGAGGUGGAACUGAAACUGGAGCGUAUCCGAGAGGAAGUGCUGAAGAAGGCUUUGAACGACCAGGAGAAGACGCUGAGGUUCCUCGCCGCCAGAGAGACCGAAAAGGCUGUAGCGGAGGCCGUCGCAAGGGAACAGGAACUCUUCCGAUUGAAACUGAUGCAGCUGAACGAUGAAUUCGAAGUGCUCGUCCAAGAGUUGUUGGCCAAAGUGGAGGCGAGACUGAGGGAAACUUACGAAGAGAUGUUGGCCGAAGAGACGGAGCGUAUUUUGAGAGAACAAGAAAUUCUGUGGACGCAGAAGAUAGAGCAGGCCGUCGAGGAAACUGUCAUUACGUUGACAACGAAAUUCUUGGAGGAAUUGGAAAAGCAGGAACGCGAAAUGACCGAAGUCUUCAACGCUAAAUUAGAGUAAACUUACAGCAAGUUGCAAGACGCGACUGUUUGCUUAUCGUUGUUUAAUAUUUUCAGGGCCCAAAGGGAGAUGUUCUUGGCGGAAGCGGAAAAAGAUGCGGCAGUCUUUGAAGAACUUUUGAAACGGCUGAAGCACAACCUGCAAUGUAACAACAUCGCCAAUCUGAUGUACGUCCUCUGCGCAGAAAGACGCAAAUGCUAUUUGGAACAGAAGGAUCUUCUGGACACGUUCGAGAAGAAGGUGGAUUUACUUGAGCAGAAUCAGAAUUUCCUCAAUCGCGAAAUGGAUAAGCUCAAGCAACAAAAGGAGGAAAAGGAGAAGAAAAUUCGAAUUCGUGAGCAGUGCAUGCUCGGUGUUCUGGAACAGUUCCAGAAGUUCAUAAAUUUCGCGCUCAGAGCAAAUCCGACGCAAGCCGAAUUCCUGCUGAGCAUCCAGAAGAUGAUGACGUUCGAAUUGGUGCAAGCUGUUGCGGCUACGGAUAAAGAGGGGCGUCCGGUGCGGCAGUUGAUGCCCUGGAGGACAACUUCAGGUCCGUUCAGUUUGCUGAAAAACACGCCGAAGAAGAAAAUCAUCGACAAAUAUCACGAUUGUUUGAACGAACUUCCAACGCCGCGCGACUCGAAUGCAUCCAACGAUGAGCUGCUGGCGAUCACCUUUAACGAUAGGUUGUACGUGAGGGAGGACUUCAGGAAUCGCGUCGCGGCCGGAAUUCCGAUCAGAAAAUCGAGCAUGAUUUGGAACAAGGAGGUGGAGAAUCUGAUCAACAUUCUUAAAGAUACGGACGAGGUGUCGCUUCAGUUGGGCAUAGGGUCGGCGUGUUUCAAGGACGACAGCAGCGUCUCCAUCGUACCGAAUCUAAGAUCCAAUUUGUCCAACGUUCACUUCACGAAGGUGAGCGCGGAAACGGAAAGCGAGAACGUUGGUAUUCUGGCGACGCAGGAUUCGUUGGAGAUGCAGAAGUCUGUAAACAGGACGACGACCGAUGCCGUUUACGUUUGUACUCCAUCCGGAUGCGCUCUGCUCGCCGUUCCCGACUCGCUAACGGUCGUUAAAAACGUGGAGAAAUCUGAUAAGGAGAACACGAAUAUGGAGACUGUGCAUAUGAACUGCAGCCACGACACUCUGAAUUUGAGCGAGAUCAGGAAGAUUAGAUGUUCGGUGAACGAUGAUAGUAGUUUUAAAACGUUAUCGGCGGAGACGAUUCAGCUGCGCGAAAUGAAGCGGCAGAAGAAUAAAUUGGAGGAGGAAAGCAGAUUGCUUUGCAAGCCGGUGCCGGAGCAUCGAAAGCCGCCUAAGAUGAAAGAUCAGCAUUCGCAACGGCAGAGUUUACUAUCCAGGAUGUACAUUCAUAGAGACUCAUUAGAAUUACUCAGGGCAAACGUCAACUACGAUGAGGUUAAAGUCAAGGACUUGGUGCGACCGAAGGAGACGUCCAGCUCGUUCAUGUUAAUCAAUAUGCCUUUGGUCAGAGGAGAUAACGAUAGGCAGAAUAUCGAUUUCUCGCACGUGGCUGAAGUGUACUCACCGUCGUCGCCUAGCGGGAUGCGAUCCUCGAACAAGGUCAGAAAGUUAUUUGAGCCUUGCAAACCGCCGCCGAAAGAGUCUCAAAUCCAGGACGACGUCUCCAUAGCCUCGACGAAUUCCCAAUUCCACGCUCGCAUCAUUGGCAACGCCCAUGGAAACGAGCACAACGAGACGGGACACGACUUCACCGUGCAUCGCAUCCAUUCCAUUGUCGAUCUAUUGAAAACCGAUGACAGCCUCAUUAGGUUAUUCACGCGUUGCCAUCAAUAAACAUUAAUUCACUUAAUGGCUCUUUAGUCUAAUUUCUAUAAACGCGAUCGAUCUGGGGAAGUCUUCCUUCUCCCAUUUCAAUUA